Molecule: messenger RNA, 3134 nt
Organism: Mastomys coucha (southern multimammate mouse)
Lineage: Eukaryota; Metazoa; Chordata; Mammalia; Rodentia; Muridae
Gene: Lrrc66
Product: leucine rich repeat containing 66
Exons: 5
Coding region: 120-2687 (855 amino acids)
Molecular function (GO): protein binding
Source: RefSeq, a predicted model, not a curated record
AUAAGCAGAGCAGACUUUGCCCGAUGCUGGUGACACAGAGCUGAGGCUUUUGCGUGAGGAAGUUGGACUCACUAGAGAGCAGACCACAGGCUGGAGGACACGAGGAAGGCAGAGGCAUUAUGAGAGACUUCUACGUCAGAGUUAUUAUCCUGGCCGCAAGUCUUUGCUUUGUGGAAACAGUGACAAACCCAUCAAGAGAAAGCAGUAUUUCCCUCAGUCCUGAGUACCCGAGGAACGGGGAUCUUCCGGCUUCUACAAGACACACAUCACAGAAAACAGACACCAUGGAUGGGGAUUUCUAUUUCUUUAGAGUUCUCUUCCAGCCUCACACAAAAAAAGAACGGCACAUAAAACAUCUGAACCUCACUAACCAUCGCAUAUUGAAAGUGACCCUCGGUCCUCUCGUGAUUUUUCGCGCUUUGGAGAUACUAAACCUCAGUGACAAUGCUGUCCACUCCCUCUCACUGGAUCUGCCCCUGCCUCCUUCUUCCUCACAGCAAAAGCAGCAUGGAAGCCGCCCCCACACCCCUCUCUCCCGGCUAAAGGUGCUGAUACUUCAAAGGAAUCAACUCAGUGGUACUCCUAAAGGACUGUGGAAGCUGAAGUCAUUGCGGAGUCUGGAUCUGUCCUUCAACAGGAUAGUUCGCAUUGGGCUGUCUGAUUUUCAUGGCUGCCUGCAGCUGGAGAGCAUCUAUUUAAAGAGCAACAAGAUCUGCACGAUUCACCCAGAAGCCUUCAAAGGGCUCAAAAAAUUACAGAUGGUAGACCUCAGAAGCAAUGCACUGACAGCUCUUGUACCGAUUAUGACCAUUGCUCUAGAAUUGCCCCACCUGGAACUUGGCUUGGCUGAUAACCAGUGGCAGUGUGAUGAGAGCAGUGCCAACUUCCAAAACAUCACCUCUGCAUCCUGGGAGGAAAUAUGGAAAACUGUCUGCAAUAGGUCUGUGGAGAAUGAGAAGCCAUAUGUGGAGACUCCCCAGAUAAGAAUUUCCAGGGAUAUACACCUUCUUCACUCUCCUCCAAGUGACUUGAAAAGCCUCAUUCAGAGCAAAGCAGAGAGGCCCCAGGCAGGAGUAGACAUGCACCUUUCCACUCUGGGGAAGGAGAAGCAGAUUGGCUAUGGUGAUCUCAAAGAGAUAUGGCCACAAUCCCUGAUUGAACUCAGAGACUCCCAGGAUGGAAAUGUCACUGACAGAAAUGAUGACAAGCCCCCAGACCUUGCCCUGGCCAUCUGCCUGUCAGUGUUCAUCACGUUUGUGGUGGCUUUCUGCCUGGGGGCUUUCUCAAGGCCUUAUAUUGACAGAUUAUGGCAACAAAGAUGCUUGAACAAAAGGCCUGGCUCAGAUAAUGCCUACUCAAACGAGGGCUUCCAUGAUGACAUUGAAGGUGCUCAACAUGUACAACACCAAGGGAUAGAUCUACACCAAACUACCCACCACCUAAAUCUUUUUGAGAACCAGAACCCUUCCUGGGUGACAGAGCCAAUCCCACAUGGUGCCGUCCUAUCAGAACAGAUGCUAGGAAGCAACGGAAUGGACCCCAGUCGUCAGCAGAGCCCAGAGCAAUUCAAGGACAACAGUGAGUCAAGUGGAGAUGGCAUCGUGUUUCCAAAUAGCCAUGUAACCCAUCCUGCACUCCACGGACUUCCAAACACUGAUGCUCACAAGCUGAUUUCACCAGUGCAGGAUCAUCAUGAUGUUCUUGAAGAAUCACACUAUGACACCGUGGCUCAGGAACAUUCUCUCCUUGACAAUGUGAUGGAUGGGUCUUCCAUUGCUGGCCCUCUGGGAACUUUCCCCAGUUCUAUCAAUAGUGGGUGGGAUGAAUUGCACCUGUCACAGCCAAGAAAUGUUGCACAUACAAACAUUCAAGAGGCUAAGGAAAGGGGGUGCCCUGAACCUUUGGGAGCCAUGGACUCACAGGUGGAGUCUUCUGAGGAAAGGCAAGUGAGCAGUUCCAUUAGGGAGCUGGCCACACAGCAGUCACAAUUCCAGGAAGUUGAUGCUGAGGAAAGACUCUCUCAUGUCUACAGUGAGAUCCUAUGCAAUGACCCACCUUCCCUUAUGCCAAGAUGGGACAGUGGCCAUUAUGUCACCCCUGCUACUGAGGAGCCUGUGGAGAGAGACGCUCCUUUUGACCCUCAUUAUGACUUGGUGACCAACUAUGAGUCUGAUUCCGAUGAGGGCUCUUUGUUUACCCUUAGUUCUGAGGGUUCUGAGGACACAAGGAGCUUGGCUGAAGAGCAGGCAUCUGUGGAGAAUGGUGGGGCCAGCCAGCCCCUCCCAAGCAGAAACUUGGGGGAAUACAAGGACAGUGUCACAUCAGCAGAAAGUGUUGAGGACAUCACGUCACAAAGGAUUCUAGAGACAUGUGAAGCACAGGAAGCUCACCUUAGAAACACGCUCAUUUCUGGUCCAGAUUCUUGUGUGUGUGAGACGAAUCUGGAAAAUAACUCUAGCUCCCUUGACCCUGAGAAUAUGUCAACUUGGCCCCAACCCCCAGGACAUAAGCUAUCACAUCAUGAGACUCCAGGCACAUGUGGUGACAUAGGACCCCAGUCUAAGGCAGUAGCCUGGCACUACUCCCUUAGAGACCUGGAAUUCCCAAAUGUAGAUAGUUCACCAUCACCACCAUAUUCUGAUCAAGAUCUCUCAGAUCCUGAGGAGCAUGCCACCAAAGAGAAGUAAGCAUUGAUAAAGGGCAACCUUUCAAGGCUGGAAGAUAGAGCUCUGUUGGUAGAGUAUUUGCUCACAGUGCACAAACCCCUGGGUUCAAACCACAACACUGUAUAAAUUGGGCCCACUGGCACAUACUGUCUGCCCAGCCCUUGGGUGGCAGAGGCAGGAAACAGGCAUGAGAGUGAAACAGCUUUUACAGGGUAGAUUAUGGAAUGUUCUGGCAAAUGUGGGCUCUAUUGCUCCAACAACCAGCUCGUGCGAGAUGUCAGCUCUACAAUGACAAGACCCAGUCUCCCACUCAGAUUCCAGGGUCACAUCCUCAACUGCAGUUGCCUGAAUCUGCAUGGUCAUCUUGGAACCUGAAAGUCAUAAUUUCUCUUCACAAAUAUGAGCUCCAAAAUUCACAUUUUUAGUCAACAGUAUCACAGUGUCAACCCAGUAAACCCAUUUACAGAU